AUGGAAUCGAGCACAGGUAUUAAAGAAGUGCUAUCACAUUGGGCCCCAGUUUUUCGUAUCAUAAUUCUUGCAAUGAUUUGUGUAAUAGCAGUGAUAAUUCGUGUCUUCUCUGUAUGAAUUAUUUAGAUUAUUCGCUUCGAAAGUAUAAUUCAUGAAUUUGAUCCUUGGUUCAAUUACAGAACAACUCGAUUUCUAUCUGAAAAAGGUUUGUAUGAGUUCUGGAACUGGUUUGAUCCAUACUCUUGGUUCCCCCUAGGAAGAGUGAUCGGCGGCACUUUAUAUCCAGGGAUAAUGACUACUUCUCUAGCACUACACAGCUUUUCUCAUUUCCUUACAUUUCCAAUAGAUAUAAGGAAUGUGUGCGUAUUUCUAGCACCAAUGUUUUCAGCGCUUACUGCCCUUUCUUGCUACUUAUUAACGAAAGAAAUUACAAACAAAUCAGAGCCUGCAUUAUUUGGAGCGCUUUUUAUUAGCGUAGUGCCAGCUUACAUAUCGAGAUCAGUAGCAGGGAGUUAUGAUUAUGAAGGAACAGCUAUUUUUGCCAUGAUGUUUACGUUUUAUCUAUUUAUUAGGGCUUCGAAAACGGUAGGAUUUAUUUAGGGAUCUCUGAUUUGGAGCAGCAUGGCUUCUUUGGCAUUCUUCUACAUGGCAGCGUCAUGGGGAGGGUACACAUUCAUCAUCAACGUCAUCCCAAUUUAUGUGAUAGGCUUGAUUUUUAUAGGCAAAUUCAGCAAUAAUAUGUAUAUUGCUUAUUGCACAUUCCAUGUACUUGGCACACUACUAGCAAUGCAAAUACCUUUUAUCGGCUUCCUUGGAGUGACUUCUUCAGAGCAUUUAGCUUCACAUUUGGUAUUUAUCUUCAUUAAUAUUUAUUAUGUGUGCGAUUGGGUAAAAGAGAAAAUUGGCGAACAAAGAUUUAGGUUUAUAAUGAGGCUUAUGAUAUAUGGCUCUCUCUUUUUAAUUGUUCUCUAUGCGCUAUACGUAACUUUGACAAGAAAAAUGGUUUGGAGCGGAAGAUCGAUGUCUUUGCUUGACCCUACUUAUGCGAAAAAAUUCAUCCCAAUUAUAGCUUCAGUUUCUGAGCAUCAGCCUACAACUUGGUCUUCUUUCUUUUUUGAUAUGCACGUCUUGACUGUUUUUGCACCUCUUGGCCUAUAUUAUUGCUUGAUAGAAUAUACAGAAGCCAGGCUUUUCAUUGCUUUAUAUGGAGUUUUGGCUGUAUAUUUUGCAUCUGUUAUGGUUAGGCUGCUGCUUGUUCUCGCACCUGCACUCUGCGUUCUCUCUGGGAUCGGAGUGUCAGAAACUUUGCAAACUUUUGUCAGACAUGUUAUUUACUACAAAGAAUGGCUAAGGUAUCAUGACACAAAGAACUCUAUAGAAAAACUUAAAAAGCCGGCAUAUGGAAUUCCUAUUGAAUUAUCAUUACCUGUAAUUAUUGUUAUUGGAGGGUUCUCGAUGCUCUAUAUAUGGCAUAGUGUAUGGGCUGGCGCUGCAAGCUAUUCGAGUCCAUCCAUAAUUAUGUCAAGCACCGGCCAGCAAGGGGAGCGAAUAAUUAUUGAUGACUACAGGGAGGCUUAUUAUUGGCUCCGCAUGAACACCGAGCAAAAUUCACGAAUAAUGUCAUGGUGGGAUUAUGGCUACCAGAUAACUGGGAUGGGAAAUCGAACAGUUAUGGUUGACAAUAACACAUGGAAUAACACUCACAUAGCGACCAUGGGAAUGAUUUUUGGCAGUGAUGAAGAGGAAGCUGCUACUUUGUUGAGGAAAUUAGAUGUGAAUUACGUUCUGGUUAUUUUUGGAGGCUACAAUGGAUACUCAGGAGAUGACAUUAAUAAAUUUUUGUGGAUGAUCAGAAUUGCAGGCGGAGUUUUUCCACAUAUAAAGGAAAGCAAUUACAGAAGCAAUGGGGCCUAUAGAGUCGAUGGAGGUGCAUCGCAAACUAUGAAAAAAAGCUUGAUGUACAGACUUUCAUAUUAUAGAUUUGGGGAGGUUAGCAGAAAUGGAAGAGUUGCAGGCUAUGAUGUUGUAAGGAAAGCGGAAGUUGGAGAAAAAGAUAUCAAGCUAAAGCAUUUCAGAGAGGCCUUUACAUCCAAAAAUUGGAUAGUAAGGAUAUUUGAAUUACUUCCAGAAGCUAAUCGAGAUGAAAUGAGCCCUCGCGAGACCUUUCCUUCAAGAUAG
This is a messenger RNA of Blepharisma stoltei, 2178 nucleotides long. The record is from the annotation of a GenBank genome assembly. NCBI's taxonomy places the organism in Eukaryota, Ciliophora, Heterotrichea, Heterotrichida, Blepharismidae.